Molecule: messenger RNA, 1293 nt
Organism: Centropristis striata (black sea bass)
Lineage: Eukaryota; Metazoa; Chordata; Actinopteri; Perciformes; Serranidae
Product: nucleoside hydrolase-like
Exons: 8
Coding region: 28-987 (319 amino acids)
Molecular function (GO): hydrolase activity, hydrolyzing N-glycosyl compounds
Source: RefSeq, a predicted model, not a curated record
GACAAACUUGUUGCUGAGACCGUCCUGAUGGGUAAGAGGAAGGUGAUUCUUGAUGUGGACACAGGGGUGGAUGAUGCUCAGGCCAUCAUGAUCGCCCUCGCAGCCCCUAACGUGGAGAUCUUGGGGAUCACCUGCACACAUGGCAACACAGGAGUGGAAAACGCCUGCAAGAACACACUCCGUGUCCUCAAAACCUGCAACAGGCUGGAUAUCCCGGUGUACCGCGGCUGUGCAGAGCCUCUGCUGGCACGAAAACGCCAUGCAGGAGAUUUUCACGGAAAGGAUGGACUUGGCGACGCCCCGGAUCCAGACGCUCCUGGCCUGGAGCUGCUGCAGAAAAGAAAAGCUUCACAGGCCAUCGUCAAGAUGGUCAACCAAAACCCUGGAGAGGUGGUUCUGGUUGCUACAGCACCACUCACUAACCUGGCUGUUGCUGUGCAAACCAACCCUCACUUCCAUAAGAACCUGAAGGGACUCUACAUCAUGGGAGGAAACACUGAAUCCAGAGGAAACACCACAGUGUGUGGAGAGUUUAACUUCGUGGCUGACCCUGAGGCGGCCUACGUCGUGUUGGACCGCUACACCUGCCCCACCUACAUCGCCACCUGGGAGUUCAGCUGCAGGAACAGCCUGCCGUGGUCUUUCUGCGACACUUGGCUGGCCCAGGACACAGAGAAGGCUCGCUUCAUGGAGAAGAUUUACAGCCACACCAGGAAGAUGGUCCAGACUGACCGGUAUCAGAAGGAGCUGGUGUCAGGACCCGGGUUCAACUCCUGCGACACUUAUGCUUUGGCCGCAGCCAUCGACGACGAUCUGUUGACGGAGAGUGAAGAGGUUGCAGUGACGGUAGAGUUGGAGGGGACCCACACCCGAGGCAUGAUGGUCCUGGACUACUUGGGCCUGCUGAAGAAGAAACACAAGGUCGUCAUCAUGAAGAAAAUUGAUCAGGAGAAGUUCAAACAGUUGUUGAUGAAUGCACUGAAAUAGCCUGACAUCUCUGAGCCAGACAGAUUUUAUAUACCACUCUUUCGUAAUAAUUCCAAAUUACCAUUGAGUAUUUUUGGUUUCUGGGCUUCUAUAAUAUCCUAAGAACCACAUUUUUUAAUGUCAGGGAUGUUUUUGUUACAUUACUGAUUGUUUUUUUUUCUGCCUGCAACGAUCAAAUAAUGAAAGAUAACAAAUUAAUUAAUUAAUUUAAUCUUGAAAUCAUCAUCUGUGAACAGUAUAUGCAUGUACAAAACUUCAAUGUAUUUUACUGCUUCUUUCUCAAAAUAAAUUCAAAUAAAUGAGCUG